UUUCAUUCGUUUCGCGACGUUCUCAGUUAACGCUACCGCUAUCAACCAAACCAAAUAUCUCAGCUGUGGUCCACACCGGCCCCCAAAGUUGUAUUGACGUGGCAUUGGCAUCGGCAGCGGCAACGCUACCCGCACCGGCACCAAAAGCGACACUGAAGGGAAUCGCAAGCGCCAGCACAACAAUACCAAAUCUGCCAAAAUGGCUUUUAUGCCGAGUUUUUACAUACCCAAACGUGUUAACGUGGCCAUAAUGUUGUUUAUGGCCUGCCUUCUCAGCUACAUGAUGCGUGUUAAUUUGUCCAUAAACAUCAUUGCCAUGGUAGAGGAUACUAGUGAUAAUGGAACGGAGGUGGCGCUGCCGGAUUAUGGGCCACGUUACAAUUGGACACAACAGGACCAGGCACUGCUGCUGGGCGCGUAUUUCUAUGGGUAUAUGAUCACAUCGUUGCCCGCGGGCACCCUGGCCGAACAUUAUGGCGGCCGUGCAGUUGCCGGAUACAGCUGCCUUUUGGCAGGAGUGCUGACGGCACUCACGCCUCUGGCCGCCUCGUGGGACAAGUACGCGGUGUUUGCGGUGCGCUUCCUAAUUGGUUUUCUGACUGGCGUUGUAUAUCCGGCCUGCCAUAAUUUGGUGUCGAAAUGGUCGCCACCAGAUGAGAAGGGAAAAUUUGUGGCCUCGCUAAUGGGCGGAACAUUUGGUACGGUGAUCACAUGGCCCAUUAGUGGGGUAAUCAUUGAGAAUCUAGGCUGGGAUUGGGCCUUUUACAUAGUGGCGAUAUUUGUGUUGGUUGUGGUCGCCUUGUGGUUUUACUUGGUGGCCGAUACACCAGGACAACACAAUUCAAUUUCUCUAAAGGAGCGCGAAUACAUCCAGACCAGUCUGGGUGACACCCUGAGCAACAAAAAGAAAUGGCCGCCGUACAAGCAGCUCCUUAUAUCUAUGCCUUUCUGGUCGCUUAUGCUACUGCACUAUGGCAGCAUGUGGGGUCUUUUCUUCCUUAUAACGGCCACGCCCAAAUUUUUGAGCGAGGUACUGGGCUUUAAUUUGUCUUCGGCCGGCUUCCUCUCGAGUUUGCCCCACUUAGCUCGUUUGCUGUGCGCUUUUGGAUUCGGAUCCGUUGCAGAUUGGAUUCGCCGGAAAGAAUGGUUGACGGUGACGCGCAUGCGCAAGGCCUUCUGCUUGCCCUCUCACAUCUUGCCAGGCAUUAUGCUUGUUAUACUAGCUUUCUUUGGCCGCGAUCCUUAUGUAUGCGUUGCCAUCAUGACUAUUUCAUUGGGCUUCAAUGGAGCCGCCACUGCCUCCAAUUUGGCUAAUUCUCAGGAUUUGGCACCAAAUUAUGCAGGCACACUAUAUGGUAUUAUUAACUGUGUUGGAACCACGCCUGGUAUAUUCUCGCCCCUAAUUGUGGCAGCAUUUACAAAGGAAAAGAACACCAUCGAGCAAUGGCACUGGAUUUUCAUUAUUGGAGCAGCUGCGUACAUCCUGCCUGCUCUAUUCUUUUGGGUCUUUGGAUCAGGAAAAAUUCAAAAGUGGAAUGAGGUCGAGACUUGUGAGUCGCGUGAGGAUAUUGUCAAUACAAAGUUGUAGUUUGUGCCUUGGCAAUUUGCUGUGAUUUUCUAGAUAGUAUUAAUAACUUUAAUAAUUAUGUACUUGCAUACAUAUGUACAAACCAUAUGUGCAUGUAAGAGAGAUGGAAAGAGGAGAGUCCUAUUAAAGCUAAAACUGUGUAUUUAUUGUUAAACAAUUUUAUAUUUAUACACGCAAAGUAAAUGCCACAUUAAAGUUACAAAUAUAUAAACCAA
Molecule: messenger RNA, 1803 nt
Organism: Scaptodrosophila lebanonensis
Lineage: Eukaryota; Metazoa; Arthropoda; Insecta; Diptera; Drosophilidae
Product: sialin
Exons: 7
Coding region: 200-1588 (462 amino acids)
Biological process (GO): monoatomic anion transport; transmembrane transport
Cellular component (GO): plasma membrane
Molecular function (GO): transmembrane transporter activity
Source: RefSeq, a predicted model, not a curated record